AACAGAUAGCUCGCUCGCUCGCUCUCUUCAUCUAAUCUUUCCUCCUCCUUCUCCUCUCUCUCUCUCUCGAGUGAAACGGCGGACAUAUCUGUCGUUUAUAGUGCAACUUCGGCGCCGUCGUUUGGAGGGGAAAGAUGAGUCUCGAGGAUAUCAAGAACGAGACUGUUGAUCUGGAAAAGAUUCCGAUAGAGGAAGUGUUCCAGCAGCUAAAUUGUACAAGGGAAGGUUUAACAACACAGGAAGGGGAAGAGAGGAUCCAGAUCUUUGGACCAAACAAGCUCGAAGAGAAAAAGGAGAGCAAGAUUCUCAAGUUCUUAGGGUUUAUGUGGAACCCACUCUCAUGGGUCAUGGAAGCUGCUGCCAUCAUGGCCAUUGCUUUAGCCAACGGUGAUGGUCGGCCUCCGGAUUGGCAGGACUUUGUUGGUAUCAUCUGUCUUCUCGUUAUCAACUCCACUAUCAGUUUCAUUGAAGAGAACAAUGCUGGUAAUGCCGCUGCUGCUCUCAUGGCUGGUCUUGCUCCCAAAACAAAGGUUCUUAGAGAUGGGAAAUGGAGUGAGCAAGAAGCUGCUAUUCUCGUCCCAGGAGACAUCGUCAGCAUCAAACUUGGAGACAUCAUCCCUGCAGAUGGUCGUCUUCUUGAAGGUGAUCCUUUAAAGGUAGACCAAUCUGCUUUAACAGGAGAGUCUCUCCCUGUAACCAAGCACCCUGGUCAAGAAGUUUACUCUGGCUCAACCUGCAAACAAGGAGAGAUCGAAGCCGUUGUUAUCGCCACAGGAGUUCACACUUUCUUUGGCAAAGCUGCUCACCUUGUGGACAGCACCAACCAAGUUGGACACUUCCAAAAAGUUCUUACAGCAAUUGGAAACUUCUGUAUCUGCUCCAUUGCCAUUGGUAUGGUGAUUGAGAUUAUAGUCAUGUACCCUAUCCAGCGACGAAAGUACAGAGAUGGGAUUGAUAACCUCUUGGUUCUGUUGAUUGGUGGUAUCCCCAUUGCUAUGCCUACUGUCUUGUCUGUCACCAUGGCUAUUGGCUCUCACAGGCUCUCUCAGCAAGGUGCGAUCACCAAGCGUAUGACUGCCAUUGAAGAAAUGGCGGGGAUGGAUGUUCUGUGCAGUGACAAAACCGGGACGCUGACUCUAAAUAAACUGAGUGUGGAUAAAAACUUAGUUGAGGUUUUCUGCAAGGGUGUGGAGAAAGAUCAGGUUCUGUUGUUUGCAGCUAUGGCUUCAAGGAUUGAGAACCAAGAUGCCAUUGAUGCAGCCAUGGUUGGGAUGCUUGCUGAUCCAAAGGAGGCUAGAGCUUGCAUCAGAGAGGUUCACUUCCUUCCGUUUAACCCUGUGGAUAAGAGAACUGCUUUGACUUACAUAGACUCAAGUGGUAACUGGCAUAGAGUUAGUAAAGGUGCUCCUGAGCAGAUCCUUGAGCUUGCCAAAGCCAACAGUGACCUUAGCAAGAAGGUGCUCUCUAUCAUUGAAAAGUAUGCAGAGCGUGGUCUCAGGUCAUUGGCUGUUGCUCGUCAGGUGGUGCCUGAGAAAACAAAGGAAAGUCCAGGUGGACCAUGGGAGUUUGUUGGCUUGUUGCCACUUUUUGAUCCACCAAGACAUGACAGUGCUGAAACCAUUAGAAGGGCUUUGAAUCUUGGUGUUAAUGUCAAGAUGAUCACUGGUGAUCAACUUGCUAUUGGUAAAGAAACUGGACGGAGACUUGGAAUGGGAACAAACAUGUAUCCAUCUUCAGCUCUUCUCGGUAGUCACAAGGACGCAAACCUUGCAUCCAUUCCUGUUGAGGAGUUGAUAGAAAAGGCUGAUGGUUUCGCUGGAGUCUUCCCAGAGCACAAAUACGAGAUUGUGAAGAAGUUACAAGAGCUGAAACAUAUCGUUGGAAUGACUGGUGAUGGUGUGAAUGAUGCUCCUGCUUUGAAGAAAGCUGAUAUUGGUAUAGCUGUGGCUGAUGCCACUGAUGCAGCUCGUGGCGCUUCGGAUAUAGUCCUCACUGAGCCUGGACUUAGUGUUAUCAUCAGUGCUGUUCUCACCAGCAGAGCUAUAUUCCAGAGAAUGAAGAACUACACUAUUUACGCAGUUUCCAUCACAAUCCGGAUUGUGUUUGGUUUCAUGCUAAUUGCUCUGAUAUGGGAGUUUGACUUCUCAGCGUUCAUGGUUCUGAUCAUUGCCAUUCUUAACGAUGGUACCAUCAUGACAAUCUCGAAGGACAGAGUCAAGCCAUCUCCCACACCUGAUAGCUGGAAACUUAAAGAGAUUUUCGCUACUGGAGUUGUCCUUGGAGGCUACCAAGCCAUGAUGACUGUUAUUUUCUUCUGGGCGGCACAUAAGACUGACUUUUUCUCGGACACGUUUGGUGUGAGGUCCAUUAGGGACAAUAACAACGAGCUAAUGGGUGCUGUGUACCUGCAAGUUAGUAUCAUUAGUCAGGCUUUGAUCUUCGUCACAAGAUCAAGGAGUUGGUCAUUUGUUGAACGUCCUGGGGCGUUACUGAUGGUUGCUUUCCUCAUUGCACAACUUGUUGCUACUUUGAUUGCGGUUUACGCUAAUUGGGAGUUUGCAAAGGUUAGAGGUAUUGGAUGGGGAUGGGCUGGAGUGAUCUGGCUAUACAGUAUUGUAACAUACUUCCCACAAGACAUUUUCAAGUUUGCCAUUAGAUACAUCUUGAGCGGUAAGGCUUGGCUCAACUUGUUUGAGAACAAGACGGCUUUCACAAUGAAGAAAGAUUAUGGAAAAGAAGAGAGGGAGGCUCAAUGGGCACUUGCUCAGAGGACACUUCACGGUUUGCAGCCAAAAGAAGCUGUUAACAUCUUCCCUGAGAAAGGAAGUUACAGAGAAUUGUCUGAGAUUGCAGAGCAGGCUAAGAGAAGAGCUGAGAUUGCUAGGCUUAGGGAGCUGCACACACUCAAGGGACAUGUGGAAUCAGUAGUGAAGCUAAAGGGCUUGGACAUUGAAACUUCAGGACACUACACUGUCUAAUAUGUUCUUAUUGUUGUUCUUCACCACCUCUUAAGGUUACUGUUUAUAUAGGGAAAAAUCUUUGUUUAUUGCUAUAACUCUUUCCCAAAUCAUAUUGUUAGUGUUCUUGUUUCUCCGAGUUCCAUAUGUAAUCUCUUUCGAAGAAUCAAGGCAUGCCUUUGUGUUUGGCACUUUACACAACA
Molecule: messenger RNA, 3160 nt
Organism: Brassica napus (rape)
Lineage: Eukaryota; Viridiplantae; Streptophyta; Magnoliopsida; Brassicales; Brassicaceae
Product: ATPase 2, plasma membrane-type
Exons: 8
Coding region: 135-2978 (947 amino acids)
Biological process (GO): proton export across plasma membrane; regulation of intracellular pH
Cellular component (GO): plasma membrane
Molecular function (GO): P-type proton-exporting transporter activity; ATP hydrolysis activity; ATP binding
Source: RefSeq, a predicted model, not a curated record